AUGGAUGCAGAGGGGAAAGCACCCGCCCGGGACCCACAAGAGGUGCCAGAGGGGACCCCCCCAGCGCGGCCGCCACGGAAGGCCCCGGCCCACGGCACAGCCACGGCACCGGCACACGCGGGGGGGCUGCGGGGGGGCCGCCUGCGCCCCACCAUCUGCAGCGAGUGCGGUAAGGGCUUCAGCCGCAGCUCGGACCUGGCGCGGCACCGGAUCACACACACGGGUGAGAAGCCCUUCACCUGCGGAGCCUGCGGCAAAGGCUUCAGCCAGAACUCCAACCUGGUGACGCACCGGCGCAUCCACACCGGAGAGCGGCCCUAUGGCUGCGGAGCCUGCGGCAAGCGCUUCAGCGAGAGCUCGGCACUCAUCCAGCACCGGCGCACCCACACCGGAGAGCGGCCCUAUGGCUGCGGGGAGUGCGGCAAGCGCUUCAGCGUCAGCUCCAACCUCAUCCGGCACCGGCGCACACACACCGGAGAGCGGCCCCAUGUCUGCGCCGAGUGUGGGGAUGGAUUCCGGCACAAGGCCCAGCUCCGACGGCACCUGAAGCUUCAUGUCGUGUGAUGGGGACGUUGGGAUGGGGACACUGGGAUGGGGACAUCGGGAUGGAG
Melopsittacus undulatus (budgerigar) is the source of this 611-nucleotide messenger RNA. Its product is annotated as zinc finger protein 853-like. Gene Ontology annotation, molecular function: DNA-binding transcription factor activity, RNA polymerase II-specific; RNA polymerase II cis-regulatory region sequence-specific DNA binding. The coding region runs from base 1 to 564 and encodes 187 amino acids. Gene Ontology annotation, biological process: regulation of transcription by RNA polymerase II. The transcript has 2 exons. NCBI's taxonomy places the organism in Eukaryota, Metazoa, Chordata, Aves, Psittaciformes, Psittaculidae. Gene Ontology annotation, cellular component: nucleus. The record is from RefSeq and is a predicted model, not a curated record.